Messenger RNA from Clunio marinus, 632 nucleotides. The record is from the annotation of a GenBank genome assembly. Lineage: Eukaryota; Metazoa; Arthropoda; Insecta; Diptera; Chironomidae.
AUGUUGUCAUUCAAUGUUUCAGAAUCAGAUAUUUUGGACUCUACAUCAUCAUCAAAAUCGAUUGAAAUAGCUGAUAUUCCCUCAAAUGAUACAACAACAUCAACAAUAUCAACUUCAACCGAUACAACUUCAACAAGUUCAAAGACAACAACAGUUCCCAUUACUCCAUCAACGAAUAUUCCGACUACUGUGAAUCCUAAAACUACACAAUCCCCAGAGCCGAACCAUCAUUCAAGCCAUUGGUCUACAACGUCCUUCAUAGGAGGAAUAAUUUUUACAUUAGGACUCGUAGCAAUUGUUUUCAUCGCUUGGAAAUUUUAUAAGUCUCGAAAUGAAAGAAAUUAUCAUACUUUAUAAAAUGAGAAAGACAGCUUACUUUUGUGUGUAUGAAUAUUUGAAUACUUGCGAGUAGGAGAGUAAAAAAUCGCAUUAGUUAUAGCUAAAUAAUUCUAAGAUAAAUAAAUACUUCAUCCAAUAAAAUUUAAGAUUACCAAAGCAAUCAACAAAAAUAUAUCAUUACCCUUUCUCAUUCAAAUAAACCAAAUUGAACAUAUUACAAAAAAUAUUCCCUUAUAGACUAAAUUAUUCUUUUACAUUAGCAAAUUUACCAGCUACACACGAUUGCAUUACUU